Molecule: messenger RNA, 5697 nt
Organism: Lampris incognitus (smalleye Pacific opah)
Lineage: Eukaryota; Metazoa; Chordata; Actinopteri; Lampriformes; Lampridae
Product: muscleblind-like protein 2a
Exons: 9
Coding region: 740-1921 (393 amino acids)
Molecular function (GO): metal ion binding
Source: RefSeq, a predicted model, not a curated record
UACAGUAAACUGUCAAAAGCUCGUCGCUCUAGAGCUGCGCGACGCCUUGCGAAGUAACGCGUAAAAGCGAGGCCAGGACGCCCCGGCGCGCCGUCCCCGGAGAGAGUGAUCAGGGCCGAGCGUCCGCGGACACCGCUAAAGCCGGAGUGUUUCAGAUCACCAACAGAAAGUGCCUUUGAGACGUCAUCCUCAACUUGAAGCUGGUCUGUGUAUAUGACAAGCUUAUACUCCCUUUAAGUCCAGGUUGGAGCACCAACACAGGAUACCUCAGCUGGAAGUCUUCUGCCUCCAUUUCCCUUUUGCACAACUUCAGCGUCAUUAGAAUCCAAAAAUUGAGAUUUAGUGAGGUGAUAGAUCUGCCAAAUGCUAAAAACCUGAGAAAUUUUACUUAACCUGACAGGUCUGCAGAUUUUUUUUCAUGAAACUCCUUUUAGCCCAUGAUAUUUAUGGGUUCUGUCAGUAAAGAGACACAUACUUGAAUGUGUAACAGAGUAAGCACCACUGUCCUUCCCUGAACGUUUGUUGGUCCAUGAUUGAUGGACAAAUUCUAGGAGACUGACCAGCCAUCUAGCCUAUGGACACCAGCUGAUGGAGGAAACACCAGGUCAUUCUAAUAGAGGACCUUUUACAUAAAGCCAAAAGGUCUUGAUCAGCAUACGAAUUUUUGGGUUACGCAGGGUACUAGUGAACAAUAUUAUUUGAGGUUUUAACUUGCAAUCCAAGAUUAAAUUCUCUGGACAUGGCUUUGAGUAUUUCCUCAAUAAGAGACACAAAAUGGCUUACUCUGGAAGUGUGUCGGCAGUUUCAGCGAGGAACGUGUUCACGUAGUGACGAGGAAUGCAAAUUUGCACAUCCACCAAAGAGCUGCCAAGUUGAAAAUGGGAGAGUUAUCGCCUGCUUUGACUCAUUAAAGGGUCGAUGCUCAAGAGAAAACUGUAAGUAUCUACAUCCACCUUCGCACUUAAAAACCCAAUUAGAGAUAAACGGGCGCAACAAUCUGAUCCAGCAGAAGACAGCAGCUGCCAUGCUGGCCCAGCAGAUGCAGUUUAUGAUCCCUGGGACCAGCCUGCAGCCUGUGCAGACAUUUCCUGUAUCCCAGGGGCUCGGUGCAAAUACUGGUCUUAGCUAUGCUCCUUAUGUUACACCCCUGAGCCAUGGAAUGGGCCUGUUACCCACAGAGAUACUCCCCAGCACCCAGGUCAUUGUCCCCGGAAGCCCGCCUGUCACAGUCCAGAGCUCCUCCUCCUCUUCCUCGUCCUCCUCGCAGAAGCUGCAGCGCACAGACAAGUUGGAGGUGUGCCGUGAGUUUCAGCGGGGAAACUGUGCAAGAGGAGAGACAGACUGCCGCUUUGCUCACCCUAGCGACAGUCCAAUGAUUGACACUAGUGACAACACUGUCACUGUUUGCAUGGACUACAUCAAGAGCCGCUGUUCCAGGGAGAAGUGCAAGUAUUUCCACCCACCUGCACACUUACAGGCCAAAAUCAAAGCCAGCCAACAGCAGGUCAACCAGACAGCCGUGGCAGCCCAGGCAGCAGCUGCAGCGAUGACUCAGUCGACUGCCAAAGCAAUGAAGCGACCCCUCGAGGCAACUGUAGACCUGGCUUUCCCCCCCAGUAUCCUGCAACCCCUACCAAAGAGACAAGCUCUCGAGAAGAGCAACGGGGCCACCUCCCUCCUCAACCCCAGUUUUUUGCACUACCAACAGGCUCUGGCCAAUGCACAGCUCCAACAUCCCACAGCGGCGUUCUUUCCCACAGGAUCAGUCUUGUGCAUGACUCCCUCUACCAGCGUUGAUCAUCCUCAAGUAACCAGCUGGAAAGGAAGUGCGUGUCAAGUUGCUGCUGGUAAAGGUCUUAAACUGUCCCUCUGUAAAUACCAUGUUAGCGCAACGUGCAAUCUACAACAAGCUGCAUGCUGACGAGAAGAUCACCAUGGGAAUGUCCGGAAAAAACGUCGAUCUUUCAUAUACAACACGAGGCCGAAUUGCUUGGAUCACAUUCUGUUCAUUAUGUUACAUGGAAUUAUUAAUUGUAUAGUAUACACAAAACUGGAGAUUGUAGAGACUCAAUCAUAUUGGUAAAUAUUUGUUUUCCCUUUCUUUUUUUAAUGUUUUGUGUUAACUUACAAAAAAGAAAUGUAUUUCUCACACUAAUGAUUGUUUAUCUAGUGCCACGUUUGAGUUUGUGUUGAGCAGAAUUCGGUGAGGAGCACUGGUGUUUUAAACUUGUGAAGAUCAAGUUCAGCAGUUCAGUUUGAAAGUUGCUUGAGAAUGUCACUGAGAAAAGGGGUCCCAGAACAGGGUCAGUACUCCACCUCCUGGCGUGCCUUUGCCUUGCAUCUAUGUUUGCUAAAAAAAAAAAAAAAUCAAAAAAACCAAAAAAACGUAACUAUAGACUGAGCAAGGCUCAGCGUUUUCGGUUUUUACCCAUUUUCACCGAAAAAUACCCAGAUUUUUAAACUGAUUUUCACCCGGUUUUUAUGUUUCCACAGAUCCAAAAGUUGUCCCUGUUCGUGUGAGGUUAUGUAACAGUGUCCUCUUGUGGUGACAUUCGGCAUGCUGGAUGGCUUUGAAAAAUAAAAACCGAAAACGCUGAGCCUUGAGAAUGAGGUAACGCUACUGAUAAAGUUUUGUGUGGGGUCAAGACGGAGAUACGAGCCGGAUGAAAUUUGUUCUUUUAUGAUUUAUAACGGCGGCACGGUGGUGCAGUGGUUAGCACGGUCGCCUCACAGCAAGAAGGUCCUGAGUUCGAGCCCUGGGGUAGUCCAACCUUGGGGGUCGUCCCGGGUCGUCCUCUGUGUGGAGUCCCCCCACAGUCCAGAGACAUGUUGGUCAGGUGAAUUGGCUGUACUAAACUGUCCCUAGGUAUGAAUGUGUGUGUCGGCCCUGUGAUGGCCUGGCGGCCUGUCCAGGGAGUCUCCCCGCCUGCCGCCCAGUGACUGCUGGGAUAGGCUCCGGCAUCCCGCGACCCUGAGAGCAGGAUAAGCAGUUCGGGUAAUGGCUGGACGAGGUAUAACAGUAUAUUACCAUGUGGACCAUCAGUUAGGAUGGUAGCUGGCCUGUUGCUGCAUCCCCAAGAAAACAGAUCCUGUGACAUCGGCCCUGCAGUCUGUUAAUAUGGACAACAGACAGACUGCGGUGCUGGACGUAGUGCUCUCACAGUCAGUACUGCAGUGAGAGCUCGAGUAUUGACUGGUGACAUUCAACCGAAAAGAUCCUGGUCGCAAGUUAGUUUAGUUUGUGGGCUAUUAAUCUUAAUCCUAAAGUGACAAAUUCAGUUGUUAAAUCACGUUUUCUUUGAAUGUUAGAAGUGCCUAAAGAGAUGUACAUACAUGACGACUAAUCUUGGAAAGACUGGUGUGAAAAUUACUCAACUUUUACCUGUGCAAUGCAUCUCCUCCACACUCCCAGUUCUUUCUCUUUUCGGAGGGCAGUCAACGUGUCGUGUGACGCUAACUCAGUGCAUUAGUUCUCUGUGAGUGUCUUGGCAAACCUUAAACGAUACUCACGUUUCUGUGUACUCCACUUAUUAUCCAGAGUAAUGUUGUUUUGUUUUAUUUUGAAGAGGAAUGACAUUUAAAAUGGAGGUGUUGUGAAAUACAGUGGGUUGGGUGGGGCUUAUCUCUCUUUAGUCUCGGUCUGUGUGACGCACAGUAACCUCGCUUUGUCUGACAUGUCAGGUCAGACGCCAGACGGCGGGUGUUGUGGUGGCGGCAAGGUGUGUGAUGAUGACCUUUUAUCACAUUAUGCAAUUCAGAGUCCUUCACAGAGGUCAGUGUGGCGAACUGUGGGCGCGCCGGUCUGCUCUGCGGCACACGCCGGCGGGGUGGACUCUUUAUCCAGGAUGUAAACGAAAGAAAAUCAAUAUGGGGAAUGGUUUUCACUCUUUUAUGUGUUCUUUUCUCUCAAUCAUCUUUUAUAUAAGUAUUAUUUUAUUUUACUUUGCAUAUAUACACGUUUUAAUGUUCCUUUUAAAUUUUCCAUGAACUUCUCAAGUGACUGAAAAUAGUUUGCAUAAAAAACCACGGAGAGUAACUCAGACAAUCCACCAUCACAUAUAGUUUUUAUUUACCCCCCCCCCCCCCCCGGCUCCUCUUUCUUUUCCAAAACUGUAUGGUGUUUUCCUUGUGGACGUUUUACUCACCGUUGGAUGGACUAUAUGAAAAAUAGACUUACAUAGCUUGUUAGUUUAAGGUUAGUUACGGAAUGAUUUCAAAUCGAAUGUAAUUUAUUAAGGUGGCUUCAGCUCUGCUGCGGGUUCCUCGGAGGGCCGGAGCUCACGAGAAAACACAAAAACCGUCUGUGCACGAGGACCGAACCUUGACGCGGCGCCGAGCUGCGACGUCUGGUCCUGGUCACCGCCUUGCCCCGGGGGCGCCACCCGUACGGGACCGCAGGUCUCAGUCUGGGCGAAGCCGUAGAACCGCUUUUCUUAUGUAUAAAAGCUGUAUUGUAUAGGUCACAUUCUGCAAAAAUAUACUUUCCUUUAGAUUGUCGCAUAUUAUAACAGUUUUUGAUUUGUUGCCGUGGCAACCCGAGGUUGCAAUAAUGAAGACCGUAUUUUUGUAGGUGUCUUUUUAUUUCUCUUCACCCUUGAUAACGUUAGAUUGUACUGCCGGAAAUUUGACUUUUCUCGCGUCGGGAGUUAGCCUUCCAGUACCUGAAAGUGUGUCUGGACGUUUCGUUUUGUGUUCAGUAUAUAGUUUUAAUGGCAUGUUAACAUCGUGCGGUAAAAAAAAAAGAAAAAAAAAAGCAUAACUCGGCCCACAAAGAAACCUGUCCGCGUACAGGAAGUGGCAGAUGCGGAAGUGGAGGGGUUUGAGUCAGUGGUUCAGUAGCUCUUUAGAAGUGCACUUUUGUUCCCAGAAUAUAAUUCUUUUCAAAUUGUAGGUUUUUGUAUAUGUAUGACAAUUUUUGACCUAAUUUAUUUCAACUGCAAACGAAAGGCAUAAUUCACAAUGAAACUGCAGGUAUUUAAAAUCGGACGUUCGUUGGAAUCUUUUUUUUUUUUUUUCAUUUUAGUAAAAAAUGCCCGAACGUCCAGGAGGUUACAUCCGCACACGUGCACCAUUUGAAAAAAAAGUUUAGCUCGCCCUGUCAAAAGAAGUAUGGACAGUCCGAAUGUUUGCUCUCGCUGACCCGAUGGAAAUAUCCUUAAGCACUUUCUGAGCAGUUGGUUCAACUGAGCAGACAGUUCUUUUGUGAACUUUGCCUUACCUUUUGAUCUGUUCAGUUUCAGCUUUUGUAUGUGUCUCAUUUAGUUUUUAUAAUUGACGAUAUAUAAAUUCCGUAAGUCUGUUAGAGUUCAGUAGGCUGUUCUGUGAAAGUAUCACUAUAAAAGUUGUUGAGUCUGAGGCCAAAAUGGUAGAUUGUAAAACGGAUAUACCGACACUCUUGUGAGAGGAGCCUGAUGGAUGCUGGGGGGGGGGGGGGAGGCUGGUGGGCUCUUCUGGGUGGCUGUGCUAAAAGCUAAGCAGAUGUCAAAACUGUGCCAGUGCCACUUGGAUCCACCGGAAACACCAUGGACUGGGCCUAAGUAUAAGAUUUUACUCAUUUUAAAUCUGUUCAUGUGAGGACUUUAAAUAUUUUAUUUGUGGAUGAUGAUUAUAUGUUCUUUUGAUGUAAAUAGUUUUGUUUCAGUAAGUCAGAAAUUGUGUAAAAUCUAAUGUUUAAAAAAAAGAAUAAAAUUUAUGUAA